Messenger RNA from Nestor notabilis (Kea), 1391 nucleotides. RefSeq names its product ATPase, H+ transporting, lysosomal 42kDa, V1 subunit C2 (gene ATP6V1C2). Gene Ontology annotation, biological process: proton transmembrane transport. The record is from RefSeq and is a predicted model, not a curated record. Gene Ontology annotation, cellular component: lysosomal membrane; vacuolar proton-transporting V-type ATPase, V1 domain. NCBI's taxonomy places the organism in Eukaryota, Metazoa, Chordata, Aves, Psittaciformes, Psittacidae. Bases 243 to 1391 code for a protein of 382 amino acids. Gene Ontology annotation, molecular function: proton-transporting ATPase activity, rotational mechanism. The transcript has 12 exons.
GGAACAACCCUGAGAAAGGAGGAACAGCCGCUCUCUUUCUGUGACAUUCUGGAGAAGGUUAUGUUCCAUCUCAGCCUGAGGCACAGGACUGACUCACUCUCCUGGUGUUUCUGGAAGAAUAAUCAGUGAUCCAUCCUGACUCGUGUUCUUAGGGAAGAGCCUGUUUUGUGUGGGGGUCUUUUUAGACACUUACCUGCUUUGUGUUUUUACAGUGACCGGGAGUGAAGGGAAAAUAUUAGAUCAUGUCGGAGUUCUGGCUAAUUUCUGCCCCAGGAGAUAAAACAAAUCUGCAAGCAUGGGAGAGGAUGAACACGGUGACGUCUAAAUCCAACCUGUCCAGCAACAGCAAAUUCCAUAUUCCAGACUUAAAGGUGGGGACACUGGAUGCGCUUGUUGGUCUGUCAGAUGAGUUGGGAAAACUUGAUAGCUUUGCUGAAAGUGUAAUAAAGAAAAUAGCCCAGUACAUAGGAGAAGUUAUGGAGGACUCAAAAGAUAAAGUCCAGGAAAAUCUUCUGGCCAAUGGAGUUGACCUAAUUAGCUACCUGACACGGUUUGAGUGGGACAUGGCCAAAUAUCCCAUAAAGCAGCCGCUGAAGAAUAUAUCAGAAGCAUUAGCAAAGCAAGUGACACAGAUAGAAACAGACCUAAAGACCCGAUCAGCUGCAUACAACAACAUUAAAGGAAAUUUGCAGAACCUGGAGAAGAAAACUGUGGGAAAUCUGCUGACUCGGACCCUAGCAGACAUUGUGCACAAAGAAGACUUUGUUCUGAACUCCGAGUAUCUUAUCACGCUGCUCGUCGUGGUACCAAAGUCAAGCUAUGUACAGUGGCAGAAGACCUAUGAAUCCCUCUCCGAUAUGGUAGUACCUCGCUCCACCAAAAUGAUUGCUGAGGAUGCAGAGGGAGGACUCUUCACUGUGACCCUAUUUAGAAAAGUGAUGGAUGACUUCAAGGCUAAAGCCAGGGAGAACAGGUUUAUGGUUCGAGAAUUUUAUUUUGAUGAGAAGGAACUGAAAUGUGAAAAGGAAGAGCUGAUGAAAUUAGCUUCUGAUAAGAAACAACAAUAUGGCCCAUUGCUGCGCUGGCUGAAAGUGAACUUCAGCGAAGCAUUUGUGGCUUGGAUCCAUGUCAAAGCCUUGAGGGUUUUUGUUGAAUCUGUCCUGAGGUAUGGCCUCCCAGUGAAUUUCCAAGCAAUGCUGCUGCAGCCAAACAGGAAGUCUGUAAAACGCCUGAGAGAUGUCCUGAAUGUGGUCUUCAAACACCUGGAUGAAGUUGCAGCAGCAAGUAUAAUGGAUCCUGGCAUGGACAUCCCCGGUUUACAACUGAGUAACCAAGAAUACUAUCCUUAUGUCUACUUUAAGGUAGACCUCAGUCUUCUCGACAGCAGCUAA